Procambarus clarkii (red swamp crayfish) is the source of this 4710-nucleotide messenger RNA. The record is from RefSeq and is a predicted model, not a curated record. Lineage: Eukaryota; Metazoa; Arthropoda; Malacostraca; Decapoda; Cambaridae.
AUGAAGAGCAUAGUGAACAUGAGGAGUACAGUGAGCAUGAAGAGCAUACUGAGCAUGAACAGCAAAGUGAGCAUGAAAAGCAUAGUGAGCAUGAAGAACAGUGACCAUAAAGACCUUAGAGAGCAUGAAGAACACAGUGAGCAUGAGGAGUACAGUGAGUAUGAAGAGCACAAUCACAGUGAGCAUGAAGAGCACAGUGAGCAUGAGGAGCACAGUGAGAAUGAAGAGCGCAGUGAGCACGAAGAGCACAGUGAGCAUGAGGAGAACAGUAAGCAUGAAGUGCACAUUGAGCAUGAAAAGGACAGUGAGCAUGAAGAGCACCAGCAUAGUGAGCAUGAGGAGUACAGGAUGCAUGAAGAGUACAGUGAGCAUGAGGAGCAGAGUGAGCAUGAAGAGCAUAGUGAGCAUGAAGAGCACGGUGACAUUGAAGAGCAUAGUGAGCAUAAAGAUUCUAGUGACCAUGAAGAGCAUAAGCACAGUGAGCAUAAAGAGCAAAGUGAGCAUGAGGAACACAGUGAUUAUGAGGAGCACAGUGAGCAUGAGGAGCACAGUAAGCAAGAAGAGCAUAGUGAGCAUGAAGAGUACAAUAACCAGGAAGAGCACAGUGAGCAUGAAGAUGAGCAUGAGGAGCACAGUGAGAAUGAAGAGCGCAGUGAGCACGAAGAGCACAGUGAGCAUGAGGAGAACAGUAAGCAUGAAGUGCACAUUGAGCAUGAAAAGGACAGUGAGCAUGAAGAGCACCGUGAGCAUGACGAGCACAGUGAACAUGAAGAGCACAGUGAACAUGAAGAGCAGAUGAGCAUGAAGACCUUAGUGAGCAUGAUCAGCACAGUGAGCAUGACGAGCAUAGUGAGCGUGAAGAGAAGGGUGACACUGAAGAGCAUAGUGACCAUAAAGUGCACAGUGAGCAUUAAGAGCACAGUGAGCGUGAAGAGCACAGUGAACAUGAAGCACAUAGUGAGCGUGAAGAGCACAAGUGAGCAUGAAGAGCAUAGUGAGCAUGAAGAGCACGGUGACAUUAAAGAGCUUAGUGAGCAUGAAGAUUCUAGUGACCAUGAAGAGCAUAGUGAGCAUGGAGAGUACAGUGAGCAUGAAGAACACAGUGAGCGUGAAGAGAACAGUGCGCAUGAAGAGUACAGUGAGCAUGAAGAGCACAUGAGCAUGAGGAGCACAGUAAGCAAGAAGAGCAUAGUGAGCAUGAAGAGUACAAUGACCAGGAAGAGCACAGUGAGCAUGAAGAGUACAGUGAGCAUUAGGAGCAUAUUGAGCAUGAAGACCACAGUGACAAUGAAGACCAUAUUGAGCAUGAAGAGCGCAGUGAGCUUUAGGAGCAUAGUGAGCAUGAAAAGCAGAGUUAGCAUGAAGAGCAUAGUGAGCAUGAAGAGCACAGUGAGCAAGAAGGGUACAGUGAGCAUGAAGAAUACGCAAAGUGAGCAUGAAAAGCAUAGUGAGCAUGAAGAACACAGUGACGAUAAAGACCUUAGAGAGCAUGAAGAACACAGUGAGCAUGAGGAGUACAGUGAGCAUGAAGAGCACAAGCACAGUGAGCAUGAUGAGCAGAAUGAGCAUGAAGAUCACAGUGAGCAUGAAGAGCACAGUGAGCAUGAGGAGCACAGUGAGAAUGAAGAGCGCAGUGAGCACGAAGAGCACAGUGAGCAUGAGGAGAACAGUAAGCAUGAAGUGCACAUUGAGCAUGAAAAGGACAGUGAGCAUGAAGAGCACAGUGAGCGUGAAGAGCACAGUGAACAUGAAGCACAUAGUGAGCGUGAAGAGCACAAGCACAGUGAGCAUGAAGAGCAUAGUGAGCAUGAGGCGCAGAGUGAGCAUGAAGAGCAUAGUGAGCAUGAAGAGCACGGUGACAUUGAAGAGCUUAGUGAGCAUGAAGAUUCUAGUGACCAUGAAGAGCAUAUGAGCAUGAAGAGCAUAGUUAGCGUGAAGAGCACAGUAAGCAUGAAGAGCACAGUGAGCGUGAGCAGCACAGUGAGCAUGAGGAGCACAGUGAGCGUGAAGAGCAUAGUGACCAUAAAGAGCAUAGUGAUCAUGAAGAGCAUAGUGAGCAUGAAGAGUACAGGAAGAAUGAAGAGUACAGUGAGCAUGAGGAGCAGAGUGAGCAUGAAGAGCAUAGUGACCAUUAAGAGCAUAGUGAUCAUGAAGAGCAUAGUGAGCAUGAGGAGUACAGGAAGCAUGAAGAGUACAGUGAGCAUGAGGAGCAGAGUGAGCAUGAAGAGCAUAGUGAGCAUGAAGAGCACGGUGACAUUGAAGAGCAUAGUGAGCAUAAAGAUUCUAGUGACCAUGAAGAGCAUAAGUGAGCAUGAAGAGCAUAGUGAAGAUGAAGAGCACGGUGACAUUAAAGAGCAUAGUGAGCAUGAAGAUUCUAUUGACCAUGAAGAGCAUAUUGAGCAUGGAGAGUACAGUGAGCAUGAAGAGCACAGUGAGCGUGAAGAGAACAGUGCGCAUGAAGAGUACAGUGAGCAUGAAGAGCACAUGAGCAUGAAGAGCAUAGUUAGCGUGAAGAGCACAGUAAGCAUGAAGAGCACAGUGAGCGUGAGCAGCACAGUGAGCAUGAGGAGCACAGUGAGCGUGAAGAGCAUAGUGACCAUAAAGAGCAUAGUGAUCAUGAAGAGCAUAGUGAGCAUGAAUAGUACAGGAAGAAUGAAGAGUACAGUGAGCAUGAGGAGCAGAGUGAGCAUGAAGAGCAUAGUGACCAUUAAGAGCAUAGUGAUCAUGAAGAGCAUAGUGAGCAUGAGGAGUACAGGAAGCAUGAAGAGUACAGUGAGCAUGAGGAGCAGAGUGAGCAUGAAGAGCAUAGUGAGCAUGAAGAGCACGGUGACCUUGAAGAGCAUAGUGAGCAUAAAGAUUCUAGUGACCAUGAAGAGCAUAGAGCAUAGUGAUCAUGAAGAGCAUAGUGAGCAUGAAGAGUACAGUAAGCAUGGAGGGUACAGUGAGCAUGAGGAGCAGAGUGAGCAUGAAGAGCAUAAGCAUAGUGAGCAUGAAGAGUACAGGAAGCAUGAAAAGUACAGUGAGCAUGAGGAGCAGAGUGAGCAUGAAGAGCAUAGUGAACAUGAAGAGCACGGUGACAUUGAAGAGCAUAGUGAACAUGAAGAUUCUAGUGACCAUGAAGAACAUAGUGAGCAUGGAGAGUACAGUGAGCAUGAAGAGCACAGUGAGCGUGAAGAGAACAGUGCGCAUGAAGAGUACAGUGAGCAUGAAGAGCACAAGCAUAGUGAGCAUGAAGAGUACUGUAAGCAUGAAGAGUACAGUGAGCAUGAGGAGCAGAGUGAGCAUGAAGAGCAUAGUGAACAUGAAGAGCACGGUGACAUUAAAGAGCAUAGUGAGCAUGAAGAUUCUAGUGAACAUGAAGAGUACAGUGAGCAUGGAGAGUACAGUGAGCAUGAAGAGCACAGUGAGCGUGAAGAGAACAGUGCGCAUGAAGAGUACAGUGAGCAUGAAGAGCACAAGCAUGAAGAUUCUAGUGACCAUGAGGAGCAUAGUGAGCAUGGAGAGUACAGUGAGCAUGAAGAGCACAGUGAGCGUGAAGAGAACAGUGCGCAUGAAGAGUACAGUGAGCAUGAAGAGCACAAGCAUAGUGAUCAUGAAGAGCAUAGUGAGCAUGAAGAGUACAGUAAGCAUGAAGAGUACAGUGAGCAUGAGGAGCAGAGUGAGCAUGAAAAGCAUAGUGAACUUGAAGAGCACGGUGACAUUAAAGAGCAUAGUGAGCAUGAAGAUUCUAGUGACCAUGAAGAGCAUAAGCAUAGUGAUCAUGAAGAGUACAGGAAGCAUGAAGAGUACAGUGAGCAUGAGGAGCAGAGUGAGCAUGAAGAGCAUAGUGAGCAUGAAGAGCACGGUGACAUUGAAAAGCAUAGUGAGCAUGAAGAUUCUAGUGACCAUGAAGAGCAUAAGCAUAGUGAUCAUGAAGAGCAUAGUGAGCAUGAAGAGUACAGUAAGCAUGAAGAGUACAGUGAACAUGAGGAGCAGAGUGAGCAUGAAAAGCAUAGUGAACAUGAAGAGCACGGUGAUAUUGAAGAGCAUAGUGAGCAUGAAGAUUCUAGUGACCAUGAAGAGCAUAGUGAGCAUGGAGAGUACAGUGAACAUGAAGAGCACAGUGAGCGUGAAGAGAACAGUGCGCAUGAAGAGUACAGUGAGCAUGAAGAGCACAUGAGCAUGAAGAGCAUAGUUAGCUUGAAGAGCACAGUAAGCAUGAAGAGCAGAGUGAGCAUGAGGAGCACAGUGAGCAUGAGGAGCAAAGUGAGCGUGAUGGGAACAGUGAGCAUGAGGAGUAUAGUGAGCAUGAAGAGCACAAGUGAGCAUGAAGAGCACAGCGAUCAUGAAGAGCACAGGGAGCAUGAAGAGCAUACAAAGCAUGAAGAGUACAUUGAGCAUGAAGAGUACAGUGACCAUGAAGAGCACAGUGAGCAUGAAGACCUUAGUGAUCAUGAGGAUCACAGUGAGCAUGACGAGCAUAGUGAGCGUGAAGAGCACAAUGACAAUGAUGAGCAUAUUGAGCAUAAAGAGCUUGAGCAUGAAGAGCACAGUGAGCAUGAGGAUCACAGUGAGCAUGAGGAGCACAGUGAGCGUGAAGAGCACAGUAAGCAUGAAAAGCACAGUGAGCGUGAGGAGCACAGUGAGCAUGAGGAGCACAGUGAGCGUGAAGAUAAAUGUGAGCAUGAAAAGUACAGUGAUAGUGACCAUGAAGAGCACAGUGAGCAUUAG